Molecule: messenger RNA, 9621 nt
Organism: Lineus longissimus
Lineage: Eukaryota; Metazoa; Nemertea; Pilidiophora; Heteronemertea; Lineidae
Product: cation-independent mannose-6-phosphate receptor-like
Exons: 38
Coding region: 25-7215 (2396 amino acids)
Biological process (GO): lysosomal transport
Cellular component (GO): late endosome; plasma membrane
Molecular function (GO): signaling receptor activity; D-mannose binding; insulin-like growth factor binding
Source: RefSeq, a predicted model, not a curated record
GAACUCCAAGGAAGAAAAUUUGGAAUGAUGUUGAAAAUAUCGUUGUUUAGUUACCUGCCUUUAUUUAUGCUCGUGGUAUCCUCAGAUCUGAUCGACUGCGACAGCUGCACCAGCACAUUAGGAGAUAAAUAUGACUUCUCACCUCUUGCAAGGUGGCCAUGGGAAGUAAAAGUUAAAAUCAACAACACAUUGACUGCAUACAAGAUAAACAUUUGUAAAAAUGCAUCCAGCAUCGACAAAUCAUGUCCAGGGAAUUCAAGUAUAUGCUGCCAGGAUUCCCAAGGAGCUAGGAGUAUAGGGAAUUAUUCACAGACACUAAAUGUGACAGAAGAUACCAGUAAAAAGGAGCUAUGGCUCUAUUUUCAUGGAGGGCCAUGUUCUGUCAACAAGGGGCAAAGUUAUAUGACUGCCAUUAAUAUCAAAUGUGGCAACACAUUGGGAUCUCCCAAGUUUUUAGAAUCAUAUGCAUGUGACACUUACUUUGAGUGGCACAGUACAGUAGCUUGUAAAAAGAAGACCACUGCCAGUGAGGUGCCAUGUUCCAUUUACAACAAAGAUGGUAAAAAGGUUGACCUCACACCCCUUAUUAUGACGGAAGGGGCUUAUAAAACUGAUACAGCAACUUAUAGCGACUUCUACAUCAAUGUGUGUCGUGCUAUAACACCAGGCACAAACACAAGUUUAAAAGGGUGCAGCCCCAGCACAGCAGCAUGCCAGACACACAUGAUGGGUGUCGCAAACAUGGGCAGCCCGGCCGAUAGACUCCAGUACGACGCCCAGGGCAACCUGAUACUGCAUUAUAACACAUCAGUUGCUGAUAAACCAAGUGGCUGUGUUGAUACUCCAUCUACUACUGUGACAUUCCUUUGUCCAAAGCGAGGAGGGGGCCAGAAUCCAAAAUUGACGUCAUUUUUCAACUGUCAGUACCAAGUUCUGUGGGAGACCGAGUAUGCAUGUCCGGAGGAAACGCUUACCUCCAAUACGUGUAAGCUGACGCAAGAACAGCAUGGUGUUGACAUCGAUCUUUCUCCAUUGACCAAGGGAGUUGGUUCAGCCCAUCCAUACAGAACCAACUUCACCACCGGCGGGAAAACUUACGUCUAUUUCAUCAACGUGUGUGGUGAGCUUGGAAUCGACUGUCCAACAUCAGAUAACAGAGACGGCAUAUCAGUUUGCCAGAAAUCCUUCUCUGAUCCCUCAUUUGGGGAAGCAUUAGGAAGACUCCAUCACCAAACACUGAGGUAUUCAGAUGGUGAACUUACGAUGACCUAUCAAGCUGGAGACGCCUGCUCCAGCCACUUCUCAAGGACAACUGUCAUCACCUUCCACUGUAACCAGUCUGCCGAAGACGACGGCCGGGGCAAACCGGUGUUCAACUCGGAAACAAACUGCACUUAUUUAUUUGAUUGGUCGACCAAAUAUGCGUGCGUCAGUCAUCCGAAAAUGUGCCGUGUCAACGUUGACAAGAAGCAGUUUGAUUUGUCGACUCUGAUACGAACCAAGGAGAACAACUGGGAGGCAUUGACAAGUCAUCUUUUGGCAAGCGACGAAAGUAAAAGCCGAUAUUUCAUCAACAUUUGUGGUGACAUUCUGAAGUCCAACCUCACCAACAAAUGUCCUGAUGGGGCUGCUGCCUGUAGUAUAGAUCAAGCGGGGAAAGCUAAGAGCCUUGGCCAGUAUGUUCAAGGUCCAGUUUACUUGACGUCCGGGGAUAUCCAACUAGUUUACAAGAAUGGUAGCCCAUGCACUGAUAAGUCUAAGAACUCAGCAAUGACCACUAUCACAUUGACUUGUAAACCAGGUGACCUUGAGAGUGGCCCUGUCCUUGUUCACCGUUCAGACGACAAGUGUUUCUAUGACUUCCGAUGGCAGACAGCAGCUGCCUGUGUACUAGGGAGAAAAAUUGGAACAAACUGUCGUGUCUCCGACAACGAUGCUGGCUUUAAUUUUGACCUGUCACGUUUGACGAAGACAGGCGACGCCAGUUUCUACAAGACCAACGACACGUCCUAUGACUAUCUCAUCAAUGUCUGUGCUCCGAUUGGUAACGGCAAGUGCAAGGAUGCUCAGAGUGGAGUCUGUCAAGUAAACAAGAAAAAUGUUCUCCAAAACUUCAACCUUGGUAAAGCUUCCGACACCCUUUACUACUUCGAUGGCAUGAUCAAUCUGACGUAUUCCGAUGGUGAUAACUACCACACCACGCCGCCAAUCGCUCGGAAGACCGAGAUCGUGUUUCUCUGUGACCCAAAUGCUGGCAUUGGCCAUCCAGAGUUCCACCAUGAGGGCAACCAUUCCUACACAUUCCGCUGGUUCACCAAGUACGCCUGUGCAGAGGCUCCUCUUGAGUGCAUAGUGACUGAUCCAAAGACCAAUGAGCAGUAUGAUCUGUCAGGUUUAUCAAAGUCGGAAAAUCAACAGAACUGGGAGAGAGUAGAUGACUCUGAUUCUAAACUGAAACGGAAGUUCUAUCUCAACGUGUGCCGUCCUCUGAAUCCUGUCCACGUACGGAAUAGCAUGUGCGACACCUUCGCCGCAGCAUGCAUGUCAGAAUUCCACAAUUUUGCCGAAGAAAUUAAAGUCAAGAACCUGGGCCAUGCCUUGACACCACCCACCCUUGAGAGCCAGGGCAAGAUCCUGCUGAAAUAUACAAACGGAUCAGAAUGCGUUGAUGAUAAUGGGAAGCACACAAACUACACUACCAACAUUCACUUGCAAUGUACAAAGGGACAACUGUCGACCAGCCCGAGCUUUUUACGAGCAGACGGUAAAUGUGAAUAUUCAUUCCUCUGGGAGACAGCGGCUGCAUGUCCAAUCGUUGACACAGAAGUAAAGACCGAGGAGAAGUGUACUUUGAAAGAUGCCAAGACUGGGUACGUUUACAAUCUCCAGCCGCUCAUGAAGAGAGGGACAGAUGUGUACAGUGCUGACGGUGGCACCGGUACUACUUACAAGCUCAAUAUCUGUGGUGCUGUCAGCACAUGUGGUGUGAUCGUUGGUAAAGAUGCUGCUGCUUGCCAAGUCAAGGAUGAGAAAGUCACUCUCAAUCUUGCCACGGAGUCUUCACAGAAGCUACAGUUCUCUGAUGAUGGGACGUUGACAUUGACCUAUGAAGGAGGCCUCCUCGAAAAUGGUGACCGAACAAAAGUUGUUAUCAGCUUCAACUGCCAUCGCGACAAACCUCUCGGCGAUGUGAAAUUCUUGAAGAAAGAGGGCACUACUUAUCUCUUCCAAUUUGAUACCUCUCUCGCCUGUGCUCCACAGGCCGUUGAUUGCAUCGUCUCAGAUCAAUACGGCUACCAGUAUGACCUUUCAACUCUUUCGAAGGUGGACAGCUCGUGGAUGGUGCCAGAUUCCAGGAGUGGGCACUCUGAUUUACAGUACUAUAUCAAUGUUUGUCGGCCGAUCAACUCCAUACCAGGCACCAAUUGCCCAGGUGGCCCUGUCGGAGGCUGCCAAGUAUCCAUCACAAACAAACAGUCACACGGUAUGGGCUAUAUUCAGAGUAACCCAUCGGCAGAGAAUGGUACUGUCAGCAUCCGCUAUCUGGGGGGAGAGAUCUGCCAUGCUGGGACUCUCAGACAGAAUCAUCGCAGCACAAGAAUCAUCUUUUACUGUUCACCCACUGAACACUCGCCUACCUUUUUGAAAGAGACACCAGAGUGUGAGUACGUGUUUGAAUGGCGGACGCCAGCAGCUUGUGCCGUGCAGCAAAUCAUUGGCCAUGGAUGCAAAGUGACUGACCCCCUCUACCAUAUAGAGUUUGAUCUAAAUCCUCUACACCUCUCUGAUAAAGACUACCAUGUGCCGGGAGGAGGAUAUGAGUAUCUCAUCAAUGUGUGCGGUCAUCUCAAUGAAGGCAAAGGGGAUUGUGAUGGGAGCAAGGGGAUUGGUUCCUGCCAGACAAAAGCUGGUAGUGCUACGAUCUUCAGUGGAGGACUUAUUAGUUCUGACAUCAAAUACGAGGAUGGUGAAAUCACCGUGGAAUACAAUGGCGGAACCGGCAAUUGUCACAGCAAAUACCCACGGAGCACCAUUAUAAAAUUCCUGUGUGAUCACAACAAAAUCGGUAGCGAUGGGCCAAAGUAUGUCGUGGAAAAAGAUGACUGUACCUACGUGUUUACCUGGCAGACUUCACGAGCCUGUCCGCCUUUCAAGAAAGCCCUGGCAUGCGACGUCCGAGAUAGCGAAAGGAAUUACUUUGAUUUCAGUGAUAUGACUCAGUCAAGUCAGAACUAUGAGUACACGCCGCAGCCAUCUACGAUGGGAAUUAAGUUCUUUAUCAAUGUGUGUGCAAGUGUUGUCCAUGGGAAAGGUUCAACUUGUCCUUUCAACUCAGCUGCAUGCUUGGUCAACAUCACAGAGAAAGACGCAAAGAAAAAGUAUCGAAAUAUAGGUGAAGUGAACGACCACAUGUUGACUUCAGAUGACAAAGGGAAUCUGAUGUUGAAGUAUAUCAAUGGUGAUCAGUGUAAGAAUGGCAAGAAUGCCACCACAACCAUCCUUUUGAUCUGUGAGAAGACGGCUUAUGGGACGAAGCCUGAGUAUGCCUUUGUUGAGAAUGACUGUGACUACCACUUUACCUGGAUGACAAGGAAAGCAUGUGUUGAGAGCACGUCUGCUGUUACUGGUGGAAACUGUACCACAACCAACCCAGAUACUGGUUAUAAGUUUGACCUGAGCUCCCUGAAAUCACCUAAGGGCUAUGAAGAACAUGACAAAGAUGGCCACACCUACCUGUUCAACAUCUGUGACAAGAUCGCAACCAGUAACUGUAAAGGAAACUCUGGAGUUUGUCAGUCAGAAGAUAAUGGUGAACACCGUAGUUUCAAUCUGGGUGACUACUCGGACAAACCAAUCUAUGACCGCGGCAUUAUUUCCUUGAACUACACCAACGGUGAUAAGUGUCACAGGAAUAACUACACUCGAAAUACGGUCAUCACAUUCGUGUGCGGCCCUGGUGAUGGUAGUCCUGUGUUCAUUCAGGAGACCAGCGAGGAUUGCACGUAUUACAUCUCGUGGCCCACAAAGCUGGCGUGCGAAAAACAGGUUCAAUGUCUAGUCGACAAUGGCACAUCUGUGAUUGACCUUUCACCCCUGAUUAAAAACAACGAAUAUUACCUUGCCAUCAAGAGUACAGCCGGAGACAAAGACCCUAAGGGAACCUUCUAUAUCAAUGUCUGUCGACCGCUGAAUCCAAUUCGAGGAGUCCUCUGCCCACCAGGUAGCGCUGCGUGUAGAGUCGAAGCUGGGAAGAAACCAGUGAGUCUCGGCCUAGUCGAGACAGCUCCCUUCAUCGACAAGGAUACAAACAAGGUCACCAUCAUGUAUGAUCAUGGAGUCCAGUGUGCUACAAACCCAAAGAAGAAUACAACUUCCAAGAUUGUCUUCAGCUGUGUCACUGGAACACCGCAGGGUCACCCACAACUUGAGGACAUCACCAACGAUUGCGUUUACGUCUUCUCGUGGGGCACAAGUGUUGUCUGUCCUUACCAAGUGCCCAAAACAGUCGGGGAGUGCAAGUUCAAAGAUUCUGUCACUGAUGUCGUCUUUGAUUUAUCAACGCUGAAGAUACCUUUGGGAAGUUACGAGGUGCCCUAUGGAGGCAAAAAAUACUAUGUCAACCUGUGUGGUGGUGUAGCUGACAAGGGCAGCAUAUGCAAGAGGUCGGGGGUGUGCACAACAGGAGACAAGGAGAAAUCUUACGGCCUCGUUUCGACCCAGAAGACGAACAUUGAGUUUGAGAAGGUGACAAUCUCAUACAGUGGUGGUGACACUUGUAUGAAUGCAGAUACUGGUCAAGGGGCAUCUCAUAUUCUACUUGAAUGUGACCCUCAUGCUGGACAUGGCAAACCAGUCGUCCUCGGUAUGUCUGCUUGUUCUAUCAGCUUCCUCUGGCAGACGUCAUUGGUCUGCCCGACGGUUGCAGAGAAGUGCAGCAUCACUGAUAACGGCAAUACGUAUGACCUCUCCAUCCUCUCACGUGAUCAGGGAAGCUGGAAUAUCACUGAUGAAGCAGGAAACAUGUACUGGAUCAACAUCUGUCAAGGUCUUCACUUGCAAGGUACACAGUCCAAGGAAUGCCCACCAGGGGCUGCUGUGUGUCGCAAGACAACUGAUGGUACAUUGGAUAUCCUAGGAAUGGUCACUUCGCAACAGUUAAUGAUUGAGACUGGUGAAAAACUGGUGCUGAAAUAUGCGGGUGGAACAGAUGCAUGUUCCCACGCUACGCGCCGUAGUGACAAGCCACCUGCAUCUGUUGUGAUCGAGUUUGAAUGUGCUGCUACAGUAGGUGGUCCAGUGUUACUCCCCAGCCAAAGUGACGAUAGUAGCUGUGUGUUCCGGUUCCAGUGGAAGACGCGUAUGGCAUGUAAGGUGGAGAGGCAGCUGGUGAAGGAGGUGAAUGGGGAAGUGAUGGACCCACGCUCUGGUGGAUCCAUCUUACUGAAGGAGCUAUACAGCAAGGGACAUAACUAUGAGCACACGGAGCACAGAGGCUCCCAGGUGUUUGACUAUAUGUUCAGUUUAGAAGGCAAGUUACAUCUUGAUGCAAGCGAAGCAGAAUCAUCAAAAUGUAAAGAUGCUGUCGUCUGCAAAACGGAUAGAAACAAUGUGCAUUCCUUCACUAACCUUGGGAGUUAUAGCACGAGGAAAUAUUACAUGGAAGAUGAUGUUCUCGAGGGUGUCUACACCUCCGACCAGAAGUGUGAUGCUGAUAAGUCCCAGUAUUUCCAGUCCAUUAUAGUGUUUCACUGUGAUGACAGUCUAGAAGAUAGGUUUAAAAGGAUGAGUCCCAUGUUUACCUACCAAGCCAAGUGUACAUAUCUGUUUGACUGGUACACGUAUGAUGCGUGUAUUGUACCAAAAAUUGAAAUCCCCAAACCUGUAACUGCCAAAACCGCUCAUUCUGGAGUUACUUAUGGGAAAACGAAUGCCUCCACUGUCGGCGCGAUCGUGGGUGUAUUUUCUGGAAUCAUCAUCAUCUGUAUCCUUGUCAUAGUCUUCCAUAAAAAAGAGAGAAGAGUGAGAUUCACAGCUAGAGUAAGGAGAAUAUUCAAGCGUACCACUCCAAAAACAUACCAGUAUUCAGUGCUUGCCCAGGGUGAGGAUGAUGACUUCCUCCUCAGUGGACCGACGGUGGAAGAUGAGGAAAUCACCAACGGUGAUACACCAGUGGCCUCCUACCACGAUGAAAGUGAUGACGACCUCAUCUUAUGAAAACAAAAUAAAUGCUUGUAAUAUUAUUCAUGGAAGGAGUCCACAAUAAGUCGUUUAAAUCCAAUGGACUGUUUGUUAAAGUGAACUGACAGUUUUUGCCAUUUUUGCGUUGAUAUUUAGCCCUAUCAUUUGAUUUGUGAACAUUCCUGUCUAUAUUUGAAUGACUGUUCUAGUUUGACGAUGGCGUUAGAAGAAGGUUGUACUGUGAUAAAUUCUUGUGGAUCUCACUAUAAGUCUUGUUGUCAUUGUAAGAAUAUAAUACCAUCAUCUGUUUAGAUGGGCUGUUUCAAGUUUCACAUGUAUGAUAUUCUGACUGCUUCAGCGCAUUGGGACUCCUUUGCUGUUGGUGAUGUGGAACAAAUUGUGUGCUUGUAAAGCAAUGUUGGUAAUUUUUUUCCAAGGUUUAAUUUUCAUAUUUUAUGCAAAGCAUGCAAUGCAAGGUCUUUGGCGGUUUAGAAUACUGUAAUCAGUUCGAUCGACCGAGUAAUAUGAAUCAUUAGAUAUUGCAUUAGUUCUGUUGCGGUGAAAGGUAUUGUUGAUUUCUUUACACAACGAUGAAAGCACGAAAAAUUUCAACGACCUGUUUUUUUCAUUGGGAAAGGCAUCCCAUCAUGAAAUUAAAAUUGUUUGUGAAUCGCUUUUGUAAUUUGACAUGAACAUUUUGUGUUUCUCGGCGGCAUCACAAAGAAAUACCAGCUGCAAUGUAGAUUUUUUUGUGAUUUAUUUGAUUUUUUGUUGCCUUAUCAACAUACUUGUACACUUAGUUAUUAUGUGACCUUUCUAGUCACGAAUAAGAGACCUACAGUACAAAAACAUCAUGUACGUGUUGCUAUAUGUGAGCAAUGCAUUCAGUUGAACAAUCGAUGUGUAUAUACAUGUACAUGUAAUAGUGUGCUUCAUCUACAUGUGCCGCAUCUUUCAAAACCAUAAUCACCCACUUGAUGGUACACUACUUAAUAUUGUCUGAUGUUUAUAUUUACAUAUAUAAAUAUUUAAUGCAUAACUAUAAAACACUGCUUUAUUUUCACAAAAAAAGAAGUAAAAUAGGAGGUGUUGCAUAUAGGCGGGUGUGGUGAUUUGAAACUGUUACUUCAGUAUAGGUUAUCUUUGAUGGUGUUUUUUGAAUUAUUGGCCUUUCAUAUAGAUGUAUUUUGGAACAAAAUUCAGUUGCAUUUAACUUUUGAUAAUAGGGCGGUUGAGGUCAGUGGAACAUAUUCUGUUCUGAGAGCUAUUCUUUUCAUCUACAUUUAGCUGUUCUUUAUAAGGAAUUAACACUGAACUGAAGAGUAUUUGGGCUAAGAUCUAAACCAGGAAGGUGGCACUGAAAUAUAAGUCCAAAGAAGAUUUGGGGCAGAAAAUUAGAGCUCCACCUGACCGUUCAGGACAGAGACCCAACAGUGCAGUGUUAAUUUCAAUUCUAUCACACCAUUCUGGAAACUUUUAAACUUUCUUUGGUCGUGGCUUUGUUCUGCACACGUGCAUGUCAGUCUUGCCAUCUAUAUCUCAAUUAAAAAGAAAUGAGACUGCUGGCUCAAAAAUGAGGUGCUGAGUAUACAUGUAAUACAUGCAACAUUGCUAUCAAGGUGUGUUUGAAUCCUGCGCAAGUUGGAUCGUUUCCAUUGUUUAAUGGAUCAAGAAUGAGUGUUGGUUUCCUGUCCAUGGAAUUUGGAUUCCUUUUGGGAUAAAUAUAUCCUCUAUCGUUAAUGGAAAAACGGUCUUCGCCAAGAUGGUACAUGUAGUGAUUGUACAGAUAUUGAUUGCAUUUUGUAAAUAUUGCUGAUUGCUGUAAUUUAAUCAAGAUGAUUACAUGUACUUACACAUGUUACAGUGAACUGUUUUACUGUGAAUAAUAAUGGUGAUUGUGAACAAUUUUCCAUCACAAUUUAACGUGUUAAUGAUUCUAAGUUCACCCUGGAUACAGCGAAUAGAGGUUCCACUGUAGAUUGUUAUCGUUGCUGACCAUGUGCUUUGAUGGUGCCCCCCUGAGUUUGAGACAGAUGGUUAAGACUGUCUCCAGGUUGUGACUAGCCUGGGGUGACAUGGAGAAUAGUCCAGCCUCCUUGUUGAGCUUGGUGAAGAGCCCUUAGGAGAUGAUGGUGUCAUGGUUGUGACAAUGCAGAUAUUUGUCCUGUCUCCUGGUUGUGACUGUAUUGAUAUUUUACACGUCUUUUUAAAAGUACUACAGUAACACCUCUCUAUUACAGACAACUUUGUUACUGAAAAAUGCUGUCCUUAAUAGAGAGGUGCCCUCAGGCUGAUUAAAGAGAUCAAUUUAAAUCUCCUUUAUUCUUUGCUGAUGCAAUUGGAUGUAAAUUACUACCCAAGAUAUUUUACCCAGUGUUCAGAAUCGAUCGAACAAGAUCUAUUGGAAUACAGAUUGAUGAAUAAAGUGCAAAUUAUUUCAUA